GGCGUCUGGGGGAGUGGAAUCAUGUUGUCACUUGGAGCAGGACGUACUUGCCAGGUUUGAUAGCAGUGGUUGUAAGGGGACAGGGGCAAGCCCCGUGAGAGCCACAUAAAGAUUUGGUGGGGGGAAAGCUGAACCAGGGUUUGGGAGCAGUCGGGAGAACUUCGGGAGAAGGCAGAGAAGAUGACAACAGACCAGGGGGUGAAAUGGGCAACAGAACUGAUUGAACAGAAGCUGGCACUGGAGGAGGAGCAGAAACUCCACUCCUGCCCCCCUGCAAUGCUGCCAGAAGUGUCACGGGUCGAUACCCCACAUCUGGAGGAUGAGAAGAAGCACGGACCAAUCAACAAAGGCAUCGAAGGGCUAAAGGGCCAGGAGAGGGUGCGGAAGACCUCUGUGGACCUAAGGCGGGAGAUCAUAGAAGUUGGUGGCACCCAGUACCUCUUUGAGCUUCGCAAAAAACCCAAAAAGAAGAAGGAGGAGAAGGCACCAGAACCGGAGCCAGAGGAAAUUACAGGCCCUGUAGCAGAAGAGGACUUCCUAAAAGCUGCUGUGCAGGGCAAGGUGCGUGUGGUGGAGAAGUUCCUGACAGAUGGCAACUCCCCAGACACCUGCGAUGAGUUCCGCAGGACAGCUUUGCACCGUGCCUCACUUGAGGGGUACACAGAGAUUGCGGAGAAACUUCUGGCCCGAGGUGCCACUGUGGACUUCAGAGAUCGACUGGACUCCACUGCCAUGCACUGGGCCUGCCGUGGAGGACACCUUGAUGUGGUGAAGCUGCUGCAGGAGAAAGGAGCCAAUCUCAAUGUCAAAGACAAGCUUCUCAGCACCCCUCUGCAUGUGGCCACCCGUACUGGCAUGGCUGAGAUUGUGGAGCAUCUGAUAAACAAUGGAGUGGAUGUCAAUUCCUGUGACCGGGAGGGAGACACUGCCCUGCAUGAUGCCGUGCGCCUCAAUCGCUACAAGAUCAUCAAGAUGCUGAUUCUGCAUGGGGCAGACAUGAUGGCCAAAAACCUGGCUGGGAAGACUCCUACAGACCUGGUGCAGCUAUGGCAGGCAGACACACGAGAAGUGCUGGAGAAGCAAGAAGAGCCAAAAAUGACAGAAAUGCCUGCGUGAGGCACAUUUUGAUAGACAGUACAGGCAGGUGGAACUCCAGGCAACAGCAAUACUGGACUCAGAGAGCCUGUGUAACUAAAACCCAAUAAAGAAACAAGCAGAGUAAAAACUA
This is a messenger RNA of Hemicordylus capensis (graceful crag lizard), 1228 nucleotides long. It is a transcript of the gene ANKRD2, whose product is annotated as ankyrin repeat domain 2. Gene Ontology annotation, molecular function: RNA polymerase II-specific DNA-binding transcription factor binding. Gene Ontology annotation, cellular component: nucleus. Gene Ontology annotation, biological process: regulation of transcription by RNA polymerase II. Lineage: Eukaryota; Metazoa; Chordata; Lepidosauria; Squamata; Cordylidae. The record is from RefSeq and is a predicted model, not a curated record. The coding region runs from base 181 to 1116 and encodes 311 amino acids. The transcript has 9 exons.